AUGGCGAUCUGUACUUAUAACGCACGUACGCUUGCAUCGGAAGCGGCCAUCGAAGAUCUGAUGAUGCAAGCCAAGAAGAUCAAGUACGACGUCAUCGGACUGACCGAGACGAGACGACGUCACCCUCUCAACGCCGUAUAUGAAACUGGAGAAGAACUGUUCUUAGGAACAUGCGACAGUAGAGGUGUUGGUGGAGUUGGCGUCCUCGUCAACACGAGUAUGGCAAAGAACAUCGACUCUUUUGAACAACUUACGACCCGAAUCGGACGUCUGCGGAUGAGAAGAUGUGGCCCAAUACCAGCUUUGACUAUCUUCGUCGUUUACGCUCCAACAUCAAGCUACGAAGAAGAAGAAGUCGAAGCUUUCUAUAUGGACCUGGAGAAGUUCUACCAAGAAGAUCAUGCCUUUUACAAGGUCAUAAUUGGCGAUUUCAACGCUAAGGUUGGCCCAAGAAGAACGCCGGAGGAACUUCACAUCGGGACCCACGGCCUACAAUGGAAUGACCAGGGAGAGAGGCUCUCCGAGUUCAUCAUGACGACUAAGACCAUCCAUGGGAACUCGCAAUUUCAGAAGCCCUCUUCUUUACGCUGGACGUGGGAGUCACCCGGUGGAGGGUACCGUAAUGAAAUAGACCACAUCAUCGUCAAUAAAAGGUUCUGCCUGACGGACGUCGGUGUUGUACCAAAGUUCUAUACGGGAUCGGACCAUCGCCUCCUCCGAGGAAGAUUUUCCUUCACAAGGAGAGCAGAGAAAGCCGCCAAGUUCAGAGAGAGAAAUCCCAGGACUACCAUCAACUGGGAUCUCUUCGCUACGCUAGCCGGCUUUUGGAAAGAUUCUGCAAUGGACAACAUCGACGAGGAAUAUGACCGGCUUGUCGAACACCUUCACGACUGCGCGAAGAAGGCUGAGAGUUUUAAAACCACCAAGAGGCGUCUGUCUCUUGAAACUCUUGAGCUGAUACGCCAGCGUGGAGCAGCACGAGCCGCAGGGAACCGAGAACUCACGUCCGAGCUCGCAAGGCUUUGCCGAGAGGCGAUAAAGGAAGACCUUAAAGAGAGAAGAGCAGAAGUGCUGGCUGAAGCUGCAGAGGCGGGGAAAAGCAUCCGCUAUGCCCGUCGAGACUUCGCCAGUCGCAAGACGAGGAUGACUGCUCUCCGGAACCCAAAGGGAACAACCAUUGCAUCGAGAAGGGGGAUGGAGAAAAUCAUCUACGACUUCUACUCUGAUCUCUUCGACAGCCAUGUCCACUUGCCUCCUCACCAUCCGAGGGAAGAUGGACAAGUCAUUCCAGAGGUUCUCCCGUCCGAAAUACGACAUGCUAUCAUGUCGGUAAGAAAUCGUACGGCACCCGGUCCCGACAGAAUAAGACCAGAACACCUGAAGAGCCUUCCGCCAAUACUCAUCAACACCCUGGCGAGGCUCUUUACACGUUAUCUGUCGGAAUGCAAGGUUCCUAAACAGUGGAAGACCAGCAAGACCGUGUUGUUGUAUAAAAAGGGAGAUCCACAUGACAUCGGCAACUAUCGCCCAAUCUGCCUACUGUCCGUCAUCUACAAGCUCUUUACAAGAGUAAUCCUUAAUAGGAUUGAAAAAGUCUUGGAUGAAGGACAGCCAUGCGAGCAAGCAGGGUUUCGAAAAGGAUUCAGCACGAUUGACCACAUUCACACUGUUUCGAAACUCAUCGAGGUAUCACGAGAGUACAAGAUGCCGCUCUGUCUCACCUUCAUCGACUUAAAGAAGGCUUUCGACUCGGUUGAGACGGAAGCGGUCGUGGAAGCCUUGGACAACCAAGGCGUCCCUACUCAAUAUAUAAAGGUACUUCGAGAGUUGUACAGUAACUUCACGACCGGAAUUUCGCCAUUCUACAAGAACAUCGUCAUUGACGUGAAGAGGGGGGUCCGACAGGGUGAUACAAUUUCACCCAAAAUAUUCACAGCCACCCUCGAGAACGCAAUGCGAAAGUUGGAAUGGGACGACAUGGGAGUGAAGGUUGAUGGACGGCAGCUACACCAUUUGCGCUUUGCUGAUGACAUCGUACUGGUAACACCUAGCAUCAGCCAAGCGGAACGAAUGCUGACCGAAUUCGACGAAACAUGUGGAUGCAUCGGUCUUCAGCUGAAUCUACAAAAGACGAUGUUCAUGCGGAACGGAUGGGUCUCGGAUGCCCCAUUCACGCUCAACGGAACGAACAUAUCCGAAUGCACCAGCUACGUUUAUCUGGGUCGGGAACUGAACAUGAUGAACGACCUGACCCCCGAGCUGGGCAGGAGGAGACGAGCGGCUUGGGGAGCGUACAAGAGCAUCGAGGAUGUAGUGAAGAAGACCAGGAACACCCGGCUCCGUGCUCACCUCUUCAACACCACCGUACUUCCUGCUUUGACCUAUGCUUCGGAAACCUGGGCAUUUCGCAAGCAGGAAGAAAACGCGGUGAGCGUCAUUGAACGCGCAAUUGAGAGAGUGAUGCUAGGAGUAUCCCGUUUCACGCAAGUGAGGGACGGGAUUCGAAGUUCUCUCCUACGUCAGCGAUCGAAGAUUAGAGACGCUGCCGCGUUUGCCAAGGAAAGUAAAAUAAGGUGGGCCGGACACGUGAUGCGCUUUAAUGACAACCGUUGGACCAGAGCCGUGAGCGACUGGGUUCCCCGCGAUAUUAAGCGCACUACAGGAAGACCGCCGACCCGAUGGUCAGAUUUCUUCACGAAGUCCUUGAAAGAAAAAUAUGAUGCUCUUCGUGUCCCACGCGAAAGGAGGAACCACUGGGCUACUCUGGCACGCGAUCGGGACAAAUGGAAGAAUUACUGGCGCCCGCUCGACCAGUUCGAAGAUCAACGGGAGUCAAGGUGA
Necator americanus (New World hookworm) is the source of this 2841-nucleotide messenger RNA. RefSeq lists its product as uncharacterized. The record is from RefSeq and is a predicted model, not a curated record. NCBI's taxonomy places the organism in Eukaryota, Metazoa, Nematoda, Chromadorea, Rhabditida, Ancylostomatidae. Gene Ontology annotation, molecular function: catalytic activity. The coding region runs from base 1 to 2841 and encodes 946 amino acids. The transcript has a single exon.